Molecule: messenger RNA, 729 nt
Organism: Castor canadensis (American beaver)
Lineage: Eukaryota; Metazoa; Chordata; Mammalia; Rodentia; Castoridae
Source: RefSeq, a predicted model, not a curated record
AUGGUGAAGCGGGCACAGGGCCAGGGCGGGGCUCUUCUCAUCAACGAGGAAAACGAUGGGUUCUGUGGGGGCACCAUUCUGAACGAGUUCUACAUCCUCACUGCUGCCCACUGCCUCCACCAAGCCAAGAGAUUCAAGGUGAGGAUAGGAGACCGAAACAUGGAGCUGGAGGAGGGCAAUGAGGUGGCGCAUGAGGUGGAAGUGAUCAUAAAACAUAACAAGUUUAUGUUGGACACUUACGACUUUGACAUCGCAGUCCUCAAGCUGAAGACACCCAUCGUGUUCCGCACGAACGUGUCUGCUGCCUGCCUGCCCCAGAAGGACUGGGCAGAGGCCACGCUGAUGACACAGAAGACGGGCAUUGUGAGUGGGUUUGGACGCACGCACGAGAAGGGUCUCCCAUCCACCACGCUCAAGAUGCUGGAGGUGCCCUAUGUGAACCGCAACACCUGCAAGCUGUCCAGCGGCUUCACCAUCACCCAGAACAUGUUCUGCGCUGGCUACGAUGCCAAGAUGGAGGAUGCCUGCCAGGGGGACAGCGGCGGCCCCCACGUCACCCACUUCAAGGGCACCUACUUUGUGACAGGCAUUGUCAGCUGGGGAGAAGGAUGUGCGAGGAAAGGGAAAUACGGGAUCUACACCAAGGUCUCGGCCUUCCUCAAGUGGAUCAACAAGUCCAUGAGGGCCAGAGGGCUGACCACAUCUGAGCCCUCAGUGUUGGUGCAUUAA